AAAGAGGAAAAUUCAUCACCCAAACUUAUGGAUAUCUCUUCCGCACCUAUUAGCCCUCAAAAUGAUGAAACUAUUAUGGGAUACACUGGGGAAUGAGAGACACAGCCAAAGCUAGAGCCCUCAGCCCUUGGUCGUCUUUGCCAUGAGCCAUAAAUGGUUCUGAAUUCCAUGUUUCCUUUAGCUUUAGAGGUGAAGACAAUCGGGAAGGAUUCACUGACCAUUUACAGGAGGUCCUCAAGCAGCAAGCUGCAUGGCAUUAACACAUUCAUAGACAGCGAGAACCUAGAAAAGUGUGAGGAGAUCAAGAGGCUGCCUGCGUACAUCAAAAAGUCUAAGAUCUGUGUCCCCAUCUUCUCCAAGGCUUAUGUUGAUUCAAAGUGGUGUUUAAAAGAGCUUGCCAAAGUAGUUGAGUGCAACAAAAUGACAAUCCUUGUGUUCCUUGACAUGGAUCUGUUGGUCAUUAAAAAACAGAGUGGUCCUUAUACUUCUGCGUUCCAAAGACAUGAACCUGAGGAGCAGCUAAAGCCUGAGGAGGUGAGAAAGUGGAAAGAAGCAUUAAAGAAAGUGGAAAAUAUCUCUGGUUUCACUCGGAAGGACACAGAUGGCCGCUCCCAGUGCACGGCGCACAACAGCAAGUUCUUGCUGCCAGACUACUAUGGUUUCCCCAAGCUCAUUGUGAAGGUCUUCGAACAGGCCAACCGAGCGAGCAGCAAGUUCCUUCAUUUGAUUCUCAAGAAGGCUUCAGAGGUGAAGACACUCGGGAAGAUUCACUGAACAUUUACUUGAGGUCCUCAGGCUGUGUGGCAUUAACACAUUCAUAGACAGCAAGAACUUCGAAAAGGUGAGGAGUGCGUACAUCAAAAAAUCUAAGAUCUGUCUCCCCAUCUUCUUCAAGGCUUAUGUUGAUUCAAAGUGGUGUUUAAAAGAAAUUGCCAAACUAGUGGAGUGCAAAAAAAGAUAAUCCUUGUGUUCGUUGACGUGGAUACGUUGGAAGUUAAAAAACAAAGUGAUCUUAUUGCUUCUGCAUUCCAAAGAAAUGAAUAUGAGGAGCAGCUAAAGCCUCAGAAGGUGAGAAAGUGGAAAGAAGCAUUAAAAAAAGUGGGAAAUAUCUCCGGUUUCACUCAGAAGGACACAUAUGGUAUGUAUGAUUUCAUUUUUUCUCACACUCUAAACAUGUAUGCCAUCAUGAUCUCUAUCAUUUUCUUUUCUUGUUGAUCUCUUUUGGUUUCCUUCUUGUUAAAAAUUUUUGUUGGUUCAUAUGAUGGUCCUUUUCAUUUUCCAGUUUUCUUUCUUUAGUUGUGUUUUCUCUCUUUAAUUAUUGUCUUCCCAAGAAGAUUAUCAUAUUUUCAAUAUUGUGUUGUCAGUGGUCUCCACCAUUGUCACUUGUCCUACUACAUUGUGCAUCAAUUUGUUAGGCAGUCAUCAAUUAUAGUAUAUAGUAAACAGGCUAUAAGGAUACACCAAAAUUAAUAAAGUCAUUUGUCUUACCACUUCAAUUAUGGUAGUGGUCAUCAAUUAUAGUAGAUAGUAGAUGGGUCAUUGGAACACACAAAAAUUAACUAGUUCAA
Nymphaea colorata (pocket water lily) is the source of this 1568-nucleotide messenger RNA. Its product is annotated as disease resistance protein Roq1-like. NCBI's taxonomy places the organism in Eukaryota, Viridiplantae, Streptophyta, Magnoliopsida, Nymphaeales, Nymphaeaceae. The transcript is spliced from 3 exons. Gene Ontology annotation, biological process: signal transduction. Bases 154 to 774 code for a protein of 206 amino acids. The record is from RefSeq and is a predicted model, not a curated record.